Rubroshorea leprosula is the source of this 1688-nucleotide messenger RNA. The record is from the annotation of a GenBank genome assembly. Lineage: Eukaryota; Viridiplantae; Streptophyta; Magnoliopsida; Malvales; Dipterocarpaceae.
CAUGUGGGAUGAAAAACCUUUUUUAUUGGUCAAUUAUGUUCUCUUGGUUUUUUGUUUUUUUAAACUAUCCACGAACUACUUGGAAGCUUCUUCUCCUCUUUAAUUCAAUUGUUUAAAUUAUCAUUUUCUGUUAGUAUAGUUUUGCCAUUGUUCUAUUGAGUAUACUGUUGUUUCUAUUAGCUUAAUGCCAGCUUUGAAGGUUGCAGAUUGUGAAGUAAGUUACUGCUACUGGUUUUAUGUUUGGUGUGGAUGAUUUUUCAAACUGCAUGUACAAUUGCUAAGUUCUGACUUCUGACUGCUUAAGUUUGCAAUACUUGUCCAGUUGUCCUUCAACUUUCCCAUUUUUAUUCUCACAAACCUCUUCCCUUUACUUACAACAAAACAUAAGAAAUUCUUUUAUAACUUCCUUCUCGUUCAUUCCCCCUUUUGUCACCUCACUUUGUCCUCCUCAGUAUUUCUCUACUUUUCCUGCAAAAUGGCGUUCAUAGAUUCAUGCCUAUUUCAAUGAUUAGCCAAUUAGCAAAAAGGUUUUUUUUUUUUAAGGAAAAAGGAAUUGUCAUGUUCUUGGAUUCUUUUGAGUUCAAAUUUCUCUAUAUGGAAAAUUGUGCUAAACAAAUUGCUAUGGUGAAAAUGUUUUAUCAAAUGGGAAUGAUCCACCCUACCUUGCAAGAAUAUCAGGACAUUUUGUCCCUUGUUUCUGACACUAGUAGCUUGGAUUGGUUUUUUUACAAUUAUUUUACACAACACCAAUAUUUGGAGGCUGUCAAGAAAAGCUGUCAAGGUUUUCUUAACAGCCUAACAAUAUGGAAACCAUACCUUUGUCAAUGUCUGAGGCAUCUGGAUCAAUGGGAGGCAGGCAAGAAGUUGUCGUGGUGAAACUCUUCACAUCUUUGAUUGUCUUCGUGUGCGGCUGGGCAACUCAUUGUUCCAAGGUAUGAGGUGGAUCCUUCUACCCUUGGUUUGAGUCAGAGAUUGCUUUAGCUAAUUGAUUUGGUUUUUGUUUUUUGUAUUAACCUUUUGGUAUCCGGUAAUCAUAGUGGGUUCCAACUAAUCUGAAAUCAAACCGUCUUGGAUCCCAUAAGGGGAAGUCUCCUAGCUUCGGUUUUUCUAUUCACAAGAUUCAAAUUCGAGACUUUGCUUAAAGGAAACUGAGGUCUUUGUACUUUGACUAAUAAAUCAUUGGUUUUAGCUAAUUGAUUUGUUCCAAUUAAUAUUAUAGGCUUCGGAGUUUGUCAGAAUUGUAGCAUUAACCCUUGGUUUCAGACAGAGUUAUUGCUUUAGCCAAUGAUGUACUUCUGGGGCUGUAUAGGCAAGAAAUUGAGUAUUGGAUCGAUGUUCCUUCGAAUUUUAGCUGAUUGGUUGAUUUUUAUGUUUCGAUGGAUCCCAAGAAGUCAUAAGAUGCACGAAGAGUUGGCAUAUCUUUGGAAGCCAACUUAAUAAGUGGUGGGGCCGUUGAGACUAUAGCUCUGCCUUUUGCUUUCUCCGGAUGGCUUGUAUCUGUUGGGUCAAUGAAACCUAACCUUUAUUUCUCCUUUUCAUAUUUUGGGUAUGAACUCUUCAGAUAUUUAUUUUUUAUUUUCAUUUUUUUCUUUCAUUUUCUAUGAAUAUAUUCAUCCCAAGAUGUCGUCUUAGCGGUUGUAAAGGCUUGAACUCCUAUAUGUUUUAUUGUAUAAAUAUGGUUUUUUUUU